Molecule: messenger RNA, 4731 nt
Organism: Besnoitia besnoiti
Lineage: Eukaryota; Apicomplexa; Conoidasida; Eucoccidiorida; Sarcocystidae
Exons: 7
Coding region: 1-4731 (1576 amino acids)
Biological process (GO): protein phosphorylation
Molecular function (GO): ATP binding; calcium ion binding; protein kinase activity
Source: RefSeq, a predicted model, not a curated record
AUGGCUUACGACGAGUUCCUCGCGGCGACCGAUCGCGGGCCUCCGCUCCCCGCCGCGUCGCGUCCCGACGGCUCCUGCUGGAACGCUUCGGCGCGUCCAGCUGAGGCAGCCGCGGCCUUCAGCCCGAGCGAUCUCCGCCCAGGCGAGGCACCCGAAGCCGCCGCACGAACCGAAUCGACGUCAGACGCAGAUGCCUCGCGCAUAAGUGCCCGUGCGAAUGCAGGCGCUACGGCCCUGCCUCCGGGGUGGCGCGGCGGUGAGGCUCAGAGCGAGGCGCAGAGCGGAAGUCGGGAUUCGGAGAUUCCCCGAGAGCUCUCGACCAAACGCCCUGCGCAGGGCGAGCUCAGUGCGACGGGGAACUCGCUCGCGCUUGGCCAAAUGAAGCGCGUCCGCAGUGAGGGCUGCGUCCUCAAGCGCCAGCAGCUGGUUUGCAGCAGCACGCUUCCAAUCAACACCUGCUACCAUGUCGGCGAGGUGAUUGGCGUGGGCACCUGGGGGACUGUGCAGACGGCGGUCGAGCGCUUCUCAGGUCUGGAGCGGGUCGUGAAGCGAGUCUGCAAGGAGACGCACUGCGCGGAGCUGCCCCGAUUUCGCCACGAAAUCGCCCUCUGCCGGCAGCUUGACCACCCAAACAUUGCGCGACUCUACGAGACCUUCGAGGACCACAAAAACAUCUACCUAGUCCUCGAGUACUGCCGCGGCGGCGACUUGCUUUCCUGGCUCCACGCGCGGCAGGACGCCCGCGCCGCGCGCCGCCGCCGCCGAGACACCGAAACGGGCGGCGACUCCGCCCAGGGCGAGGCGCGCACAGAAGAGGAGGAGGCAGAGGCAAAGGUAGAGGCAGAGGCGGGGACCGAGGCCGCCGGCAAGGAGGAAGCGCGACGCGACGGAGAAGCCCCAGGAGUUGAGGACGAGACGCCGAUCUGCUCCGAGGCGCAAGCCGCGAGGUUCAUGGUGCAGCUUUUCUCGGCUCUCUCCUACCUCCACCAAAAGGGCAUCGCCCACAGGGACAUCAAGCUGGAGAACCUCCUGCUUGUCCAUCCCUUCCCAGAGGAGGAGACUGACGACCCGGUCCGCGCGCUCGGCGACGGCGGCAGGCACCGGAACUUCGCGCCGACGCUUCAUAGCGACCGCAGCUUCGAUGCUGGGGCGCUGGACGGCGCGCCGCGCCCGCAGUCCCGCGGCGACGAGGCCCUCCUCUCUGGACUCCCGGCGCGGCGCCACGCUCAGUAUGCGUCCGCGACUCGCGGGCCGAGCGCCAAAAUGCUUGACAACAUCGCCCUCGUCGACUUCGGCUUCGCUCGGAGAUUCACUCCUGGCGGCACCGGCGGCGAACGCCGCAUUCGACGGCGAUUCGCGGCGCGCACCUUUUCGAGCGCGGGGAUCUCGUCGACCGGGGCGAUGACCACGCAAGUCGGGACGAUUUACUACCUUUCGCCGUUCGUUCUCAAAGGCCUUCAGUACGACGAGGUUCAAUCAGAUAUGUGGGCCGCUGGAGUCGUUCUCUUCAUGCUCAUUUCCGGAGUCCCGCCCUUCGACGGAAACACCGAAGCUGAAGUCGCCUCAAAGAUUUUGACAAGCCCUGUGCAGUUUCUCCAGCCUUGCUGGCAGCACGUGUCCGAGGAGUGCAAGGACUUGAUUCGGCGGCUUCUGUACAACCCGUUUCUGUCGAAUGCGUCGCCGUUCUACUCUGCGUCUCUGCCGGCGUCGUACGAAGAUCUGGCGUCGCUCUCAGGGGCAGCGGCGCGACCGCUGUCCGUCGAUUUCCUCUCCGUGACAAGAGCAACUGCAGUCCCAGGGUCGUUCAUGUGCGCGGCGUCGCCCUUUGCGCCGUGGUCGUCGCCGGCGUCUUCCGCCUCGUCGCUUCCUCCGUCGUCUUCGCUACCCUCGUCGCCACUCCCUUCACCGCUGCCUUCUGCGCCGCGUUCGUCCUCUCCGUCCGCCGCUUCUUCUUCGUCACCCGGGCCCCCGAGUGGAUGUCCAUUGAGCAGGGACGGUGCAUCUGGAGAGGCGACGAUGCAGGACUCUUUCGAGGGGAUUGCUGGGCAGCCCGCGGAGGCCGUGUCGUGUUUCCCUGCACCGACCGCGACUCCGGCUGAGGGCAGCCUGCAAACGGGCGCCAGGUGCGCUGAGGGAGGCGACCAGGAGAAGGAGGGGAAGAGGAAAACGUGGGAGCGAGGCGUGCUACGACGCAUGGAUGCCGCAACGACGCUCACCCACCCUUGGUUUGCCACUGUGCAAAGGCAGCUCCUAUCAGAGAUGCCCGGCCCUCGGAUGUCGAUGCCUCGCUCGGUGUCGAGUCCGGCGUUCAACCUGGGUGCACAGGAGGCUCGGCUUCGCUUUGGACAGCCGAGCAGCGACGGCGGCUUCGCGCCCGCGUGGGGGGGGGGGGAGCCGUGCACGGGCGGGAUGGGCUCCACAGUCCGCGCGGCGGACGCCCUGGCGCCCUCCGCCUCGCUGGUGCCGUCGGUCGCCUCGGGCGGGGGCGCCGGCUCGUCUUCGCCGCCUCCGUCGCCGGCUUCGUGGAUCAGCCCGGUCUCCGGCGCGUUUCGGCCCGCGGUCGCCGUCCAGCCGCCUGCAGCGGCGGCUUGGCUAGACGGAGCGCUCCAGAAAUCCUCGAGGCGGGGUGCUUUGGGCAGCCUCGUCGAGGGCGGCGAGAAGCGAGAAACGGAGAUCUUCGUCGGGCGCUCGUCCGCACAGGCUGCGAGUGCUUCGGGCGCGGCCCCCGGCUUGGGCGCCGACGGGGCGCGGCGCCAGGCCGAAGCGGCAAAAGAGUGCGUGCUCGAGCGGGACGACGAGGCGAGAACUGCCCAGAACCGGCCCGCGCUUGAUCGGAUGCGAGAGAGAGGACCGCAAGAGGGAGAACGCGAAGGCGCUCAGGGUCAAUCUGCUGAAACGCCUUGUGCAGGCGUACAAACAACGGUAUUCGUGGCAACAACCGUGACUCCCUCGUCGCCUCCCGGUCCCCCGGCUGCCGCUGUCAGUGAGCAAGCAGGCUGUCCGGCCAGCUCUCUCUCGCCGAAUGCAUGCUGGGACGCCGCAUCUUCAGCGGAGCUGACUGAACGCCAGUAUGGCACGCGACUCUCGUCAGCCAAGUCGCCCUCCCGCGCGUCCUCGGGCGCUGCGACACAGCCGCCAGGGGUCUUCUGUCCGCUGCCUCAGCUGCAUCCGCCGUCUCAAUCGCCGAGCCCGUGCGUUGCUGGCGUGUCUGCCGGCGCCCCCAGCGCGUUCGUCCCGCCGGCGGCCCCGUUGUCGUCUCCGCCAGGCGAGCUGCCGCCGCCGCAGUUGACGCCGUGUCUGAGUCGGGUGCCCGCGUCGCUGUGCCCAGUGAAGCCGGAAGAGGCGGGCGUGUUUCGCUGCCGCUUCCUGCUGCUGCUCAGCGCCACCGCGUGGCGCUGCUUCGCCGCGCUCGGCCCACUUCAGCGCGCCCUCCGCACCGUUCUCGCUCGCGAGAUGGAAGACGAGCUCGAAGUCCGGAUUCUGCGGGAGGUCUUCUGCGCCCUAGACAGGCGCCACAGAGGCACGCUUGCACCGGACGACUUCGUGUGGGGUCUGAACGUGGCGCGCGAGAUGGUCACGACGGAGUGCAGCUGCUGGGUAAUGGUGCAGGCGAAGCAGGAGGCUUUGGUCCCCUCGGGAUGCGUUGGCCUUCACGCGUCGGAUUCAACUGCUUCGCUUGCGUUCAGCAGCGUGUCGGGCAAACGCGAGGCGCUUUCGUGCUGCAGUUCACAGGCGAGUCUCCCGGUCGACGGCGACCCCACAGGGGGCGAGCGCGAGCCCCCGGAGCAGAGGUCGAGGGAGACGAGUGCGACCGAGGCAGCCGACGCCCUCGCGCGGUUCGUCGCGGAUCGUCCAGAGCGCAUCUCGGUUCUCGCCGCGGCGCCGCUCGCCAGUGCGGCCUUGCCGCCCAGUCUCCACUCGCUGCUGAGGCUGGCGAGCGCCGGAGACGCGGACGGCGACGGGCCUGCAGUCGACCAGAUUUUGCCGUACCUGAUGAACCUGCAUGCGCUACUUGGCGUCGCGCCGCCCGACGUCCUCUGCGAGUAUUUUGCCUUGCCCCGCGCCCCCCCGUGGACUCGCGCGGCGCUCUGCACACACGCCCGAGCGACCGAAGGGACUGCGGGCGACGCAGUGCCUCAAAACAGAGACCAAGACGACCUGUGGACGAUCGACGACGUUAUCGCCGGGCUAGACACCGACGGGAGCGGGAGCAUCGAGUUCGUCGAGUUCCUGGCCGCCACGCUCGCCGAUGUGGAUCUUGCAGAGCGAGAAGCCCUCAGCCGGGCGGCAUUUCGGUACUUCGACCGUAGCUUUGACGGCCUGGUGAGCUACCGCGAUCUUCUGGGGCUUCUGACUCUCCAGCCUGCGUCGCUGGCUUCCCCUCAUUCGCCUCCGCCGUCCUCGUGGUGUGUGCCGCCGGCGCGUGCGUCGUACGCGUCCACGCCGCCGGCUGCAAGCGGCGCUUCAUUUGCAUACUCGCCGUAUCCGAUGAGCGCGUCGCCUGCGGGCGAUUGCGCAAGGGGAACAGGCGUUGGAGGGUUCGAGGACGGCGUUUGCGAUCCCGGCGCGGAGCUUGAGCUCGGAGAAGGGGAGGGAUUUCUAAUGGACCUUGAGCGCGUCACAGCAGCGAAUCUGCCGCUCUACAGAGCUGUUUUGAAACAGAUUCAAGCUGUUGACGAGGACAAGGAUGGCUUCAUUAACUACGACGAGUUUCUGCGUCUGCUGGGAUAG